UCUAAGAUAUUUUCUUGCGCUACCAAAAGGAUAUUAUAGCAAACGAAGGCCUCUUUGUAAACAAAAAAUGAAGCUUUGGGCACCAAAGCUUGAGGCUUUUCUUAGAUUUAGUUCAAUCUUUCUAUUGCUUAUGACAUCCUUGCUAAUAGGGUUAGAUUCAGAGACAAAGUCUGUUGUAUACAUGGAGAAAAAGGUCACAUGUAAAGACUUGAAAGCGCUCUUAGUUUUGGUUUAUGUGGAUGCUGUAGCUGCUGCUUAUAAUCUUCUUCAACUAAGUAGAUGCUUUAAGGCUUCUUAUAAAUCUGAAGCUUCUUAUAGAUCUGUUGCUUGGAGUUGCUUCUUGUUGGAUCAGAUUGUAGUGUACAUUACAUUUGCGGCGACAGCAGCAGCAAUAGAGCACUCAGUUUUAGUGGUGGUUGGCGCUAAUGCCUUUCAGUGGAUGAAGUGGUGCAACAGGUUCACAAGAUUUUGCUUCCAAAUUGGUGGCUCUUUGUUCUGCAGCGUCACAGCUUGUGCCUUGAUGGUCUUCAUUUCUUCCAUUUCUGCCUUCAAUUUGUUUAGGCUUUAUUCACCCAACCAAUUUCUGCUCUUAAAGAGCACAUAAUUAUAUCAAUUCUGUAUUAGUAUGAAGUUGGAUUGUGUUAUAGAAGCCAUUAAGGUAUGUUAUUAGGUUUCUAUUCAUUAAUCCAUUAGCUUCAUCUCAUGGAAAUGUUUUAUAAAAACUCACUUUCUUAUGGUAAAUACUAUAAGUGACUCAAUUUCAUAUCA
Molecule: messenger RNA, 768 nt
Organism: Jatropha curcas
Lineage: Eukaryota; Viridiplantae; Streptophyta; Magnoliopsida; Malpighiales; Euphorbiaceae
Product: CASP-like protein 2C1
Source: RefSeq, a predicted model, not a curated record